AUGGACAAGCGUGAAGCCAUCACGGCAUCCAACCUAGGUCCGGUCGUCAGCUUGUUGACCUGGAUCAUGGGGGCUUCGAUCCUCCUCGCCGUCGGUAUCAAGUUCACCCUAUCGACCGUCAUGCCGGGCAAGCGCUACAUGGAGGACGCUGCACUGUUUCUCGCCACGGGCUUCAGCAUUGGCUUCACAAUUGCCAUGUCUUUUGCGGUGGCGAACGGAGUCGGCAGACACCAAAGCACACUGGCAACACAUCAGCUAGAGUCCUUACAGAAAGCAGUCUACCCAGCCGACGUUCUGCUUGUUCUAGUCUCGACCUGCGUGCAAGGCUCAGUUCUCAUCUUCUUCCACGAGCUGACGCCGGACCGUCUCCACCAAAGGCUGAUCUAG
Molecule: messenger RNA, 387 nt
Organism: Anthostomella pinea
Lineage: Eukaryota; Fungi; Ascomycota; Sordariomycetes; Xylariales; Xylariaceae
Source: the annotation of a GenBank genome assembly